UGACCUACGAACUUUGACAAGUUGAAUGGCGUCUAACAUUCAACGGCGCCCCAAUGCGUCCGACCAUAUCACCGCCGCCUCUGAAAUUAUCGGCGGCAACGAGGAGCUGGUAGUAGAGAUCCUUCAGCGUCUGCCGGCGAAAUCCUUGAUUCGAUUGAAGUCGGUCUCUAAAACAUGGCUCUCUCUCAUCUCCAGUCGUCGCUUCUCUCUCCUCCUCUGGCAACAACAGAACCGACGACGGCGACAUCCCAAAAUCUCCGGCCUUUUCUGCAGCUGUGGAUAUGUAGGUGAAAUCGAUUAUAUUCCAACCAUGGACUCCGAAAACAAGAAGUCUCUAACCCAAUUUCCGGAUUUCUCAAGUGGUGAGUCUGGUGAAUGGCAUACUAAAAUCAUAGACUCGUGUAGUGGUCUACUACUGAUAUGCUGUUUAUGUUUAGCUAAGCCAGGCUAUGAUUCUUACCACGUUUACAAUCCUACUACCAAGCAAUUCUCUACUCUUCCCCGCCCUUUUCCCCAAAGUUGUCUUACUCGCAGUUUGAAUUUGGCUUUUGAUCCUUUGAAAUCACUUCACUACAAAGUUGUUUUGCUUCAGUCACAAAAUAAGGUGGAAACAAGCUUGUAUAUUUAUUCGUCAGAAACAAAUGCGUGGUCGAGUCCCUUUGCUGAUCCUUUCUCGGAACUAGACCGGGACGUGGACGGAGUUUAUUGUAAUGGUUCCAUCCAUUGGAUUUCCUUGCGUCCGAAUGAAGCUUCGUUCUACUUUGAUGUUGAUAAAGAAAUAUUGUGCCCAAUGCCAUCUCCACAAUGUCCCGGUCGUUGUAUGCACCAGCAUUUUGGGGAGUCUCGAGGUCAUUUGCAUUUUCUUUCUUAUCAUCCCAAUGCUGGUUUCAAAGUCUCUGUCUCUGAGAUGGAAAGAGAUUACUCAAAGUGGUCAUUGAAGUAUCGGGUUAACCUUGAGGUCAUGGUCGAUUUUGUAUCGCGGGAUAUGAUUGUUCAAGGUGCACUGUCUGUGAUCAGUUUAAUUCAUGGAGAAUAUGGAGAUUGCCUAGCUUUCCAUGGGGAAAAGAAGAAAGAAAAAAAAGAUUUGUUUCUGCUGCUAUUUCUAGGCGCCAAUAUGAUCAUCUCCUACAAUAUCAAGGAUAACACCUUUAAGAAGCUUCAUGAUGUAGUACCCGGUCCUCAUUCUAAUGCGGAUGAGCUUUUGGGGUUAUUAAGUUGUCAUGUUCAUCCAUACAUCGAGACACUCUUUCCUGUUUGAUUCAUGAGAUUACAAAAUAAGGUGCCCAGCGGCUACUUGUAUCAAAUACAUAUUUAUUCAUCAGAAACCAAUGCUUGGAGGCCCUCCGGUGAUCCUUUCUUGGAAACAACAGUGGACUUCUAUGACAGAGUUGAUUGCAAUGGUUCCAUCCAUUGGAUUUCCUUCCACUCAGAAGAACCUUCUUUAUAGUUUGAUGUUGAUCAAGAAAGAUUGUGCACGAUGCCAUCUCCACCGAAUCAUUAUCAAUUUCAACAUCAUUUUGGACAGUCUCGAGGUCAUUUGCAUCUUGUUGCUUGGGGUUGUAAUUUCAGUUAUAAUGUUGAUGUGUUGGAGAUGGAAAGAGAUUACUCUAGGUGGUUCUUAAAGUAUUGCGUUAACCUUAGGCUCCUGGCUGGUCCUAAAUCUCAAAACAUGAUUGUCAGCAAUGGAUUGUUCUUUGUGCUUA
Cornus florida is the source of this 1703-nucleotide messenger RNA. Its product is annotated as F-box protein At5g07610-like. The transcript is spliced from 2 exons. The record is from RefSeq and is a predicted model, not a curated record. The coding region runs from base 26 to 1258 and encodes 410 amino acids. Gene Ontology annotation, molecular function: protein binding. NCBI's taxonomy places the organism in Eukaryota, Viridiplantae, Streptophyta, Magnoliopsida, Cornales, Cornaceae.